Molecule: messenger RNA, 1282 nt
Organism: Nycticebus coucang (slow loris)
Lineage: Eukaryota; Metazoa; Chordata; Mammalia; Primates; Lorisidae
Product: apolipoprotein F-like
Exons: 2
Coding region: 157-921 (254 amino acids)
Biological process (GO): cholesterol metabolic process
Source: RefSeq, a predicted model, not a curated record
ACAGAAGGCAUCAACUUUUUCAGCUGGGGUAGAAAGUGAGCUCUGGAAAGUAGCUGUUCAGAUUAGGGAAGCACCAAGGCAAAGGACGUGUUUUGGACCGUCUCGUUCUCUAGCUUCUUUCUUUCCAGAACAGCAGGGCUGUUCCACUGACUCACCAUGAUGCAGACUGUGCUGCUCCUUUGCUUUGUCCUGCUGUCCCUGGUGACUGCCUUUCCAAGAAAUACCCAGCAUGGGACCCUGAACUUCCAGCCAUCUUUCACAGAGACUGAGCGUCCAUCAAACAUGCUCUCCAGCCAGAUGUCCCUCCCAGAUCCCAGGAUCUGCCAGCAUCUCUUGCACACAGCCCCCUCCUUAACCCCUCUGCCCAAAUACCUGUCCACCUUAUCUCUAAGAGUGGUCCUGGAGGACAUUGGGUGCCCAAUUGAGGCUCAUAUUCUGCAGCUUCAGCUCAUUAGGUUGGGAGGAAAGGACACCACUGAAACCCUCAUCCACGAGAGUCAAAAACUCAAUGAGGAGGAAGGGAUUGGCCAUGCCAACACAGUUCUGAGGGAUCUGGGGGGAUCCCCAGGGGAUCAUAGGCGGGUCCAGCGUGCAGUUACCCUUUCUGAAGCAUGUACCUCUAGGCAUGGGUGGGUGUUGUAUGAGAUAGCAAUGCUGAUGGUUGAAUUUGCUGAGAAGCUCCCUUCCACUGAGCUGGUAACAGAGUUCAAGACUUCUGCCAUCAAUGUCACCCAGAAGUGCACAGAUGAGUCUUGGGUGCAUUUGGAAGAAGUUGGCAAACGACUGAUGAAAAGUCCCGAACUUAAGAACCUUACAAUGCCUAUAGAAGAUCAGAUUUACUUUGUCAUGCGAAUCGGGGCCAUUCUGAAACAUAUUAUACUGGAUUUGAUACAGCAUUAUUUCCAGGCCUAUUUCGGAUAGGGAAGGACCCUUAGUUGAACAACUUUCUCAAAAGUCUCUGAUAGGCCUGUGUACAGGGACUGACAACAGUAGGUAGUUAGAAAUGUUGGGAACAGCUGGAGACAUGCGUGUUCUUCAUUUAAUCCCAGUGCCAAAAGACAUUAUGUCACCAGGAUCACCCUUGCCUCUCUCAAUGUGUCCUACCUAGCCCCUAUUUCUUCUCCCAAUUUCUCUUUCAUUCAGUUAUCAAAUACUGUGGAUUUAUUAUGUAGUAGGUAUGAAAGGCAAUCUUUCCCCAUUCAUCUUCCUUAUACAUCCUAAUUUCCUAACCAAAUGCUAUUGCUUGCUUAUGUUAAUUUUUAACUGACAAUAAAAAUAAUUA